Messenger RNA from Aphidius gifuensis, 1113 nucleotides. RefSeq names its product coiled-coil domain-containing protein 42 homolog. The record is from RefSeq and is a predicted model, not a curated record. NCBI's taxonomy places the organism in Eukaryota, Metazoa, Arthropoda, Insecta, Hymenoptera, Braconidae. The transcript is spliced from 5 exons. The coding region runs from base 55 to 1056 and encodes 333 amino acids.
UUUUUUCACCUGUUUGAUCGAUUUGUUGAUGAUGUUUACUUCAUGAGUUGAAACAUGGCAGAGUUAAAAAAACAGUUUGAAAGUUUGGUAAAAAGAGCUGUUAUUACUGAUGAUCUAAAUAAAGCAAUUCCAAUUUAUUACCAGUCAAAAUUUAAUCAACGUUGUGUCAAAAAAUAUCCAGAAUGGGAUGUUGCAAGAAAUGGUCCAGAAGCUGAAUUAAUAAAAGUCCAGAGAGAUUUGCUCCAGGCUGAAGAUGAACUUGAAGCUAAACUCAAUACUUAUCCUGAUAAACGUCAGGAUAUGAACAAUAGAUGGAAUGAAGUAGAAGAAAAAGUUAAAAAAUUUCAAGAAUCAUAUAAUGAGUUUAAUAAAUUUGUUCAAGAAAAUCGAGAUAAACGUGAACGUGCUAAAAGAAAAAUUACAGAAGAAAAAAAAAGACAAAAACAAUAUCAAGAUGAGAUUCAAGUGUUGGAAGAGAAGCUAAAAAAUAUGACUGAAAUUAGAGAUAAAAUGCAGCAUUAUGUUAAAGAGUACAGAGGUGCACAAGAUUAUUUAGAAACAGUUGUUAAAGAAAGUGAAGAAUUUCAAUCAAUUGGUGAUAUAUUUAAUAGAUACGAAAGUCUUCUUGAAGCUAGAAGAACACUCUCAGAACAACAAGAUAAAAAUCUACAAAUUCUUGAAGAUACUGGCAUUGAAAUGCAAAAAUUAACUGAAGAAAAAAGUCAAAAACUCAUGAGUUUAAAUAAUCAACUUGCCACAUUACAAAGUAGAUAUGAACGUGCUAAAACUGAAGCAUUAAAAUGGGAAAGUAUUGUAUCACGAAUAAAAUCAUCAUCAGCUAAAAAAAAUCUCGAGUUAACACAAAUUAAAUCUUGCUGUUGGAAUAUUUAUCAACAAAUAUGCAUCAGAAAAGGAGUUCCAAUUGAAAUUCAUCAAAAUGAUAUUGAAAAUCAAUUGAUUCAAAUAAAACGUACUAUUUUGGUGCUUAAAAAAAUUGCAAAAUCAGCAAAUGACAAAGCUAUUCAAUAUGAAAAUACCAAUGAACAAUUUUAUUAAAAUUUUACAUUUAUUUUAUUUUUUUGUUUUAAAAAUAUUUUAGUCAAAGUAAAAAAU